AUGUCGGCCCCUCCCUCAGGCCAUGCCCGCUCUCCAGGCAUGUCCAUCAUGUCGCUGCUGUCAGAUGAUAACAACUCCACCAACCAGACACCAGGAAGCCCAUUAGCAUACCAGCAAUCGCCUCCCCAACAUCCACAUCCGCAUCAGCAGCCGGGCCCUCCGCCCCAGUAUGCCACCACCUUUAGCUACUCGCAGAUUCAGCCCAGACAGGGCGACUACCCACUUCAGCAGCAGCAGCAGCAACAGCAGCAGCACUAUCCGCCUCCACAACAGCAGCAGCAAACAUAUCAGACCCAAUACCAACAACCGCCAUCGCAAGUGUCUCCUCCCGUCCGGGCGCAGCAACCACCUCAGCCUGCGGCUCCUGCCCCUCCGUCCAAAACAGCUUCUAGUCCGGCUACCCCUGCUACACCUGCCACGCCGGCAGCGGCACCAACUACGGCGGUGGGAAAGAAGGCGGGCAAGGCGGCAUCCACAGCAGCGACAGCAGCGGCAAAACCGACAGCUACCACGGCAGCAGGGAAACGGAAGAAGGCUGACGACCCAGCAGCGCCAAAGAAGGGAAAGAAGAAGCAAAAGAAGGAUGAUCAGACACAGCAGUCGGUGGGAUCCAUUCCUAUUGUCACUGGCUCCGACGACAAGGUGACGGCAAGGCCCAAGGAAAAUAUUCCUCCUCCUCCUUCAGUGCCCAUGUCGCCAGGCAAGAAACAGGCCCAGGGACUGGAUGCCAUUGGGCAGAACAAGGACGCCGGUCGAGGCUCCAAGCCGGAGGUGACUCUGCGACUCCGAAUCCGUCUGGCUGGAGGAAACGUCAAGGUCAAACCCUCACAGUCUGUUCUCAAGAAGGCCGACAAGUCUGCUGCGUUGCCUGAACCCAAACAGUACGUGAUUGAUAACGAGGAGUACGACUUUUACUCCACUCCAGACAAGGCCAAUGACUGGACCGCAUCAGCUGAUGAUACCACUGUGCUCAACUUCACCCGAUUGGCUGAGGACAAGUACGGAUACGAUCAUGUGCACCCCAACCAGGCUCUUGAUCUCGUGGACGACGAUGGAGAGGUGGAGGACGACGACGAAGAGGAAGAGGACAAGGACAAGGAAAAGGAAGAGAAGGAAAUGAAACGGCGACAGCGAGUGGAGGGUAAAUACGAUCUUAACGAUCCCUUCAUUGACGACACAGAGACUGCAUGGGAAGAACAACAAGCAUCAACUCAAGACGGCUUCUUCGUGUACUCCGGGCCACUAAUUGAAGAAGCUCCCAAGCCGGUGGAGACCAAGAAGCCUGCCAAGAAGCCUGGUCCCAAAAAGAAGACUCUGGCGGCAAAGGAAACUGAAUCCAAGAAGAAAACCACCCCUCUCGCCUCAGCUACUACAUCAUCCACAACCUCAACAACAGCUAGCGCUACAACCACUACCACCCCAGCAACAGUUGAGAAGAAAGCAUAA
Yarrowia lipolytica CLIB122 is the source of this 1446-nucleotide messenger RNA. RefSeq lists its product as uncharacterized. Gene Ontology annotation, molecular function: transcription cis-regulatory region binding. Gene Ontology annotation, cellular component: nucleus. The record is from RefSeq and is a predicted model, not a curated record. Lineage: Eukaryota; Fungi; Ascomycota; Dipodascomycetes; Dipodascales.